Messenger RNA from Theileria parva strain Muguga, 981 nucleotides. RefSeq lists its product as uncharacterized. The transcript is spliced from 2 exons. The record is from RefSeq and is a predicted model, not a curated record. Lineage: Eukaryota; Apicomplexa; Aconoidasida; Piroplasmida; Theileriidae. The coding region runs from base 79 to 981 and encodes 300 amino acids.
UAUUAAUUGAUUCCGUUAAAUACUUCUUUUUAUAUAUUUUUGACUAAUUGUCAUUUAUUUUUGUAAUUUAUUUAUAUUAUGUUAAUUUUGUCAAAAUUCAGAUUUAAACAAAACGUUUUUUCUUCCUGUGUUAGCUCAUUCAUUAAUGAUAGAAAUAACUGGUCAAAUAUAGAUGAUUUGGUAACCAAAACUCUAGGAUCGGUAGACGCUAAAGUUCAUUCGCCGGAUUCCCUUUUAAAACUUGCUUAUAAAGGACUAAAAUAUCAGAUAUUUGACGCAUAUUUUUGGAAUGAUGUGUAUGAUAAAACCUUCAGAUCUAAGGACUUAUUUACUCCUUCUCAGUGGGUUAGACUUCUACACAUAUACAAACGUAUUAAGGUUCGUAACUCGGAAUUGUACAAUAUAGCACUUUCUGGUAUUGAGAGGAACUUGGAUAGCUUAUCCCUAAAGGACCUUUCCUUACUUUCAUUAUCUUUUUCAUACUUUUCAUUUUGUCCCAAGUCAUUGUUUUCCAAAAUCUCGAAGACUGUUUGUGAUCGUCAUAGAGAAUCUAAACUUAAGGAGUUUGACUCAUCUUUAGACUCUAACCACAUUGGUGAAAAUGAUAGUCACACCAAGGCCACUGUGUUUAAAAAGUUGAAAACUAGUGAGACGGUAUCGUAUAUUCACAUGAUUGGAUCUUACGCCAAGUGUGGAUUCGAUGAUAAAGAGCUCUUUGAGGUUGUAACUGAGAACCUAAUUGAGAAUAUUAGUAACCAUCAUGUGACGAUAUCUUCUAACCUACUGAUGAAGACAUUGGAUUCCUACUCUAGGUUUGGUUACAGAAAUGUUCGACUCCUUGAUACUCUCAGCAAUCAAAUUAUUACAGCUAAACUGUCAGCUGAAGAACUUUCAAGGGUAAAGAACAUAUUCUCACAACUUGAAUAUGAAAAUGACACAAUGAAUAAUAUCUUUUCAUACAGACUGGGCAAUGUAAAUUAG